GCCAAAUAUUGGAAGAGAUGUCAGAAGAUUCAGAAAAGGAAGACUAUUCAGACAGAGCAAUCAGUGAAGAUGAAUCAUAGCCAUGGCUCUGACAGUUCAGAAUCCAGUGACUCUCAGACUGAUCUUCUCAAGUUAAGUUCUCAGAUAAAAAACAAGAAAAAACAUCUGAAAACAAAGAAGGAAAGAAACUCUACCAUAGCAAGCCAUUAGAGGAGAGCAAGAGGUAAACAUUGAUAUGGUUGUUAACAGUUGUUGGAAAAAAAACAAGAAUGGCAAGUUAUUUCCUCUUAUACCCAGGAAGACUUCAUGAUUUUUCCCCAGCUUCCAGCUCAAUGAUACUCCAGAAGAGUGCAGCCAAGGACACAGGGUCUGCUCUCCCCACAGAUGCCAGCCAGAGAGCUGUCUUCCCACGAAGGGCAGGGCUUGCGUAUUUCUUAUCCUGUCUCCAGCUGCCUGUUGUUGAAGCGAAGUUCCAGGUUUGUGAAAAAGGACAUUUAGUUCAAAGACACAAAGAAUCAAAUUCUGAUGUGACAGAUCUGCAGUACAACUUAAAAAGCAAUAUGAAAGAAUGUCCAUCUUUCCAAAGCAAGAAGCCUGGAGUAAACUGGACAGAUGAUGAAAAAAGAAUCUACAGGGAUAAAAAAAAAAUAGCUGAAACUCAAGAAAUAUAGCAGUAUUUGCUCCCCAUCAUGAAAAUCACUAAAAAUGUGCAAACUACUCAGAGAAAACAGAUACUCAAUCCAAGAACCAACUUUCAAAUCCAACAUAAACUAAACCCAUCUACUUACAUAAAGAAAUACAGCACAUCUUGGACACCACCAAGAACUGCCCCUUUGAUAAGCCAAAGGACUCUUAUGGUAAGCACCUCAGAAUGGCUCCAGUCUGUGUCCCAGAAGUCAUUUGAAAGUUUGUCACCUCUCAAAGGGCCCAAGAAGAGGAAAAAACAUUCUCGAGUCAAGGCCACAAAGACUAAAUACAUGAAACCUGACAGCAGCAAAUGGGAGACUACUCCCUCAAGUUCUGAGAAGGAUGCAGACAAGAGUCUGCAAGCUGAAGAAUCCAACCAGCAAGACUCUAUGCAAACAGCCCCCCAUCCAACUAAAAAUAAGGGAGAGCAACCAAAAAAGAAGGAUGGACAACCCACCUUUCGUUUGAAAUUGCAAAGGGACAAAUAAUCUAGCUUUAUGCUGCUUUUUGAAAACUGUGGAUGAAAGAUAACAUACGCUUACACAGUAAAAAGAAAGAAAAAGAAAAGCCCUCCUGGUCCUUCUAUCCCUAUCCCACCCCCUACAUGUUCAUGUGCAUGUACUAAACUACAGAUUUUAGAUAUUCCAUCUUCUUUAGUUGGAACAUCUUUCAGAGAGUUAAAAGGAAAUCCAGAGAAAAUAUAGAAAAUUAAAAAUCACUCUGAUAUUUAUAUUUAAUUUUUGUCAAGAUGAAAAAAAAAUCUGAGAACUUUUGAUUUCUUCUGAAAUGACUUA
Physeter macrocephalus (sperm whale) is the source of this 1481-nucleotide messenger RNA. Its product is annotated as cytosolic carboxypeptidase 3. The record is from RefSeq and is a predicted model, not a curated record. Lineage: Eukaryota; Metazoa; Chordata; Mammalia; Artiodactyla; Physeteridae.